UGACUCCCGACUGCGCUUGUCCCAUCCGGCUUGCCGUCCUCGCGACCAUGGCAGCUGCCGCGCUCUCCGCGUGGCUGACCCUGCAGCCGGGGACCAGGACCCUGCGUGCUUUCUGUACCUCCGUGUCUCCGGCCACCCGCUCCGCGAUACCAAGCCCGCGUACAGCAGCCAGAACAUCCAGAUAUGAAAGACCACUGAGAAGAAAGGCACUACCUCCUAGGACAGAGAAAAUGACUGUUGACCAAGAUUGGCCUAGUGUUUAUCCUGUUGCAGCACCAUUUAAACCUUCUGCUGUACCUCUUCCCAUUCGAAUGGGCUAUCCAGUAAAAAGGGGGGUGCCCAUGGCAAAGGAGGGAAAUCUAGAACUAUUAAAGAUCCCCAAUUUUCUGCAUUUAACUCCUGUAGCAAUUAAAAAGCACUGUGAAGCUCUUAAAGAUUUCUGCACUGAGUGGCCAGCUGCUCUGGACAGUGAUGAAAAAUGUGAGAAGCAUUUUCCCAUUGAAGUGGACACAACUGAUUAUGUUUCAGCAGGACCAUCUAUCCGAAACCCCAAAGCACGAGUAGUAACCUUAAGGGUUAAACUUUCCAGUUUGAAUUUAGAUGAUCAUGCAAAGAAGAAACUCAUUAAACUUGUGGGAGAGCGAUACUGCAAGACUACAGAUGUUCUUACCAUCAAAACAGACAGGUGCCCUUUAAAGAGACAGAAUUAUGAUUAUGCACUCUAUCUGCUAACAGUUUUAUACCAUGAGUCUUGGAAAACUGAAGAAUGGGAGAAAGAUAAGACUGAAGCAGACAUGGAAGAGUAUGUAUGGAACAAUAGCUCCUCUGAAAAAAAUAUUCUGGAAACACUUCUCCAAAUCAAAGCUGCUGAGAAAAAUCUGGAUGUAAAUAAAGAAGAGCUCCUUGCUACGAAAGAAGUUGAAGAGUACAAAAAGUCUGUUGUUAGUCUUAAGAAUGAAGGGGACAAUGAAAAUACCCUUUCUCAGUACAAAGAAUCAGUGAAGAAACUAUUAAAUCUAAUGUGAUUUAUUUA
Molecule: messenger RNA, 1033 nt
Organism: Neogale vison (American mink)
Lineage: Eukaryota; Metazoa; Chordata; Mammalia; Carnivora; Mustelidae
Gene: MRPS35
Product: mitochondrial ribosomal protein S35
Exons: 8
Coding region: 48-1025 (325 amino acids)
Biological process (GO): mitochondrial translation
Cellular component (GO): mitochondrial small ribosomal subunit
Molecular function (GO): structural constituent of ribosome
Source: RefSeq, a predicted model, not a curated record